GGGAGCGGGCGAGCGAGCGGGCGGCAGGCGCAGUCUGCGCGAGGAGCGGGCGAGCGGGAAGACGAGACGCAGCCACCUUCCUCCCCAGCCAGCGCGCAGCGGUUUGUCCCCUGCCACGGGAGUGCGCCAAUGCCUGGCCCGACCCAAACCCUGUCCCCAAAUGGAGAGAACAACAACGACAUCAUCCAAGAUAACGGGACCAUCAUCCCUUUCCGGAAGCACACAGUGCGCGGGGAGCGUUCCUACAGCUGGGGAAUGGCGGUCAAUGUGUAUUCUACCUCGAUAACCCAAGAGACUAUGAGCAGACAUGACAUCAUUGCAUGGGUUAAUGACAUAGUAUCUUUAAACUACACAAAAGUGGAACAGCUGUGUUCAGGAGCUGCCUAUUGCCAGUUCAUGGACAUGCUUUUUCCAGGCUGCAUUAGUUUGAAGAAAGUAAAAUUUCAAGCAAAGCUGGAGCAUGAGUAUAUUCACAAUUUUAAACUUCUGCAAGCAUCGUUUAAGCGAAUGAAUGUUGAUAAGGUAAUUCCAGUGGAGAAGCUAGUGAAAGGACGUUUCCAGGACAACCUGGAUUUUAUUCAGUGGUUUAAAAAAUUCUAUGAUGCUAACUAUGAUGGGAAGGAAUAUGAUCCUGUGGAAGCACGACAAGGGCAAGAUGCAAUUCCUCCUCCCGACCCUGGUGAACAGAUCUUCAAUCUGCCAAAAAAGUCUCACCAUGCAAACUCCCCCACAGCAGGUGCGGCUAAAUCAAGUCCAGCAUCUAAACCAGGAUCCACGCCUUCUCGUCCCUCAUCAGCCAAAAGGGCUUCAUCCAGUGGUUCAGCAUCCAAAUCUGAUAAAGAUUUAGAAACACAGGUCAUACAGCUUAAUGAACAGGUACAUUCGUUAAAACUUGCCCUGGAAGGUGUGGAAAAAGAAAGGGAUUUCUACUUUGGAAAGUUGAGAGAGAUAGAGCUACUCUGCCAAGAACACGGGCAGGAAAAUGAUGACCUCGUGCAGCGACUAAUGGAAGUCCUCUAUGCUUCAGAAGAACAUGAGGGCCACCCAGAAGAGCCAGAAGCAGAGGAACAAGUUCAUGAACAGCAGCCCCAGCAGCAGGAAGAGUACUGAACCGUCUUGGCAUCUCUCAACACUUCCAUUUUGUGUGGGAACUUUUCUUCUGGAGAAUUGGAACAUGUGUGGCCUCAAGCUCAACAGAAACCAGUUGUUCCCAAUCUGCCGUUACAUCAACGCACUGCUGCACACGCCAGCCACUGAGCUCGGUUCCCAUUCCCUUUGCCAAGACACAUUAGCAGCCGGCCUUUCUGGCCACCUACCUGAGAGAUCAUGGGGUCACAUACCUUCAACUUCACCACUUGGCUGCUUGAGAUUGGUUCUGCUCUUUUCAUUUCUUUCCAGAACAACUCUUCCCCACCCCACCACCACCACUACCACCACCACCCCCUUUUUAUCCUGGUGUGAAACAAUGGUAAUUUGAUAUAUGGUAUUUAUAUUGGCAUUUCUCAACCCAGUGUCACUAGAUAUCACACACAUUCGUGGUGCUUUGAUGUUUGCAAGUCUAACCUCUGAAUAUAAAUUUGGUCAAAUAAUGAAUUGGAACAAAGGGAAACAGAUACUUGAGAUGAAAGCCAUAAUGACAGUGACUUGUUUCACGGGGGAAAACAGUCAGUUUCUCCCUCUACUUACAACAUGAAAGGGGAAAAAAAAUGGUUUUGAAAGUAAGACUUCAGGGCCCAGCAGUGUUCAUACAUCAGCAUGUUAAACAACCACACAGUAUGUUGUUAGUUUUGAAAGACAUUCACUCAAGGAAAACCCCAUCUCAACUUGGCCCUCUGAGUGCUUGCCCCUGCCCUCCCACACCCAGGUUCUCAUGCUGUUUUCUUUCUCAGGGUCCCCUUAGGUGGGCAACCACUCUUCCCAGGAAGCUGUCAUCCCUAAUCUGCAGUCCAAAGGGGGGCUGCGUAGGUACAGGUCCUCCUGCCCUGGUCCCUCUCCCUCCUUGUGCGGGUUUCAGCCCAAAUCCUGUCAUCCACACUAGGGGACUUCUAAAGAAUGAUGGUGCGCAGCCCAGUUUCGGGGUUCUGCAUUGGGCUGCACACUUACUAGAAGGCUAGCAGUGAAGAUCUUAUUCAUAGGAGCCUAAUUCCAGGGGAGAAACCUGGCUCUGAAGUCUGGUGUUGACACUGGAAUGAGAGCACAAGAAAAAUCUAUGACUCCCAGAACCUUCUGGAAUAAGGCAUUUCCCCUCUUUAAUACUGCAGCCCUCAAUGUCAUUGACUUUUGCUAAACCAUGGCAAUUCGUAAAUAGAGGAAACAUUAAUGAAUUUGAAGCAUUCCUUAUUUUUUUAAACUAAUAUUUGCACAUUUUCUUAGUAUCUUUCAAAAUCUUUGCCUUUUUUUUUCCCCCCAUUGACAGAUGGUAUCCCUUCCUGGGUCCUUCAUUUCACUUGGUUUCUAACUUUAGAUUUACUUUCACUUGUUAUUUGACUUAGCAGGUGCAACAAAAACAAGAAACAAGUGUGCCCACCUCACUCUCCUCUUAACUGAAAAGCUUAAAAUAAAUUUCUGAAUUCUGUAUC
Molecule: messenger RNA, 2579 nt
Organism: Talpa occidentalis (Iberian mole)
Lineage: Eukaryota; Metazoa; Chordata; Mammalia; Eulipotyphla; Talpidae
Gene: MAPRE2
Product: microtubule associated protein RP/EB family member 2
Exons: 7
Coding region: 130-1110 (326 amino acids)
Biological process (GO): protein localization to microtubule plus-end; spindle assembly; regulation of microtubule polymerization or depolymerization
Cellular component (GO): spindle midzone; microtubule plus-end; microtubule organizing center
Molecular function (GO): microtubule plus-end binding
Source: RefSeq, a predicted model, not a curated record